Schistocerca gregaria is the source of this 2848-nucleotide messenger RNA. RefSeq names its product lysophospholipid acyltransferase 7 (gene frj). The transcript has 8 exons. Bases 108 to 1484 code for a protein of 458 amino acids. The record is from RefSeq and is a predicted model, not a curated record. Gene Ontology annotation, biological process: lipid modification; phosphatidylinositol biosynthetic process. Lineage: Eukaryota; Metazoa; Arthropoda; Insecta; Orthoptera; Acrididae. Gene Ontology annotation, molecular function: lysophospholipid acyltransferase activity. Gene Ontology annotation, cellular component: mitochondria-associated endoplasmic reticulum membrane contact site; membrane.
UUAAGGGCGUCAAACCGUCAAAUAUGAGACUGAGUGUGCAUGUGCACAUAGUGAAGUGUUUACGGUGUUUGGUACAUUGUGUUUUUGUUAUUGUGUGAAACGCAAUAAUGGAGUGGGAUGAUGUUUUAUACGUAUCGUUUCUUUUAUUCAGUAUUUUAUUUGGUCAUGUAAUUCGGACUAUUAGGAGCAGAGACAAAAAGAAAUACAUCGCCACAUUUGUUGGACUACUUGUCGUUUACGCCGUAUCCGGCGUACAUAUUUUGCACCCUCUGCUUUCUACGUUGGUCAGUACGAUGAUUAUCACUCGUGGAAAUCAUAGAUCAAGCCAUUUAAUCAAUCUCGCAUUUUUAUUUGGCUACCUGUUGUUUUUUCGAAAUACCAUUUAUUUUGGAAUACCAUACCCACCACCACAUGCAAACCUUGUGCAGAUGAUUCUUACACUCAAGCUUUCUGGCUUGGCUUUUGAAAAGAAUGAUUCCGAAAGUAAGAACGUGUCAGAAAAGUCCAGCGAUAAGCUAGAACUCCAACAGCAAGAAGAAAUUAAUUAUGAUGGAUUGGAAAUAUUUCAUUAUGCUUUUUGUUAUGUUGGUGUUCUCACAGGUCCUUAUUACAGAUAUCGUACAUAUCGGGACUGGCUACAGUGCUCUUUUGCUGAGUUUGCACCUUGCAUUCAGGCAACAAUCCAAAAGCUUAAAUAUGUGCCAUUGUAUGCAGGCUUAUUUCUUCUUGCCUCAUACCUGUAUCCAAUUCAGUACAUGGAGUCAGAAGAAUUUUACAAAGAGAGAUCUAUUUUCUACCGUAUAUGGUACCUGACUCCUACGUUCUUCAUAUUUCGCAUGAGACUGUACACUGGCAUGGUACUGUCUGAAUGUGUCUGUACUAUGGCUGGAUUUGGGGCCUAUCCUGCUUCAGCUGAAUCUCGAAGAGGUCAUGGACCAACAAAAGCAUACAUAGAUGUGUGUGUUAACUCUGGAAAUGGAAAGAGAGAAUCCUAUGAUUUUGAAACAAUCCAUAAUGUUGAUCCUUUCUUAAGUGACUUUGUUCCAACUACUCGUGCUGCAAUGAAGCACUGGAAUUCUUGUGUACAGUAUUGGUUGGCUGUCUAUGUCUACAAAAGACUACCAUUUAAAAAGCUGCGGACUCUGAUAACUAUGGCUGUGUCAGCCUACUGGCAUGGCGUCCAUGCAGGCUACUAUUUGUGCAUGUGCACAGUUCCAUUCUACUUGCCUGUUGAAGACCUGUAUGUUCGACUUUUCCGGAAAGAUGCCAAAGGAAAUGAGGCAAAAGUGUGGGACAUUAUCCUGUGGUUCUUCAAGAUGCAAGAAUUUGGAUACAUGACAACUGCAUUUCUACUGCUUCGCUUGGACAAGACCUUACACUAUUGGAAAUCCAUAUAUUUCAUUGGGCAUCUCAUUGCUGCAGUGCUGUACCUUGUCGGCAUAUCUAUCGAAUACUGUGUUCAUAAGAAAAAGAAAGAACACUGAUUACAUAUCAUGUUUUCAUGAUGCCUCUAUUUUCUCUCUUAUACAUCUUUUGUAGCUUGAGAGACCUCUGUUAGUAAUAUGUAAUGUGUCUCAAUUUGUGAUGUUUUGGGAAUGGUAUUGUGUAUAAUUCUAUUAUGGCUGCAACCCAAUCCUGUGAAGCAAGCAACUAAAUUUUAUAACGAUCAUAAGAGGGUUGUGACAGUGGAUAAUAUACUUUUCAGGCUCAGGGAGUGAGGUAUAAUCAUGCAUAACAAGGCAAAGAAGGGGAAUAUGCUACUGGAGAAGUACUACAUUUCCUAAAAUAAAUUUAAUUUCUAAGCAUUAUAUUUAUGUUAAUCAGAAAAAUAGUGAUAAAUGGUAUGACAAAUCAGAGUUAAAAUGUUAAUCAUUAAGUGAUUGAUUAGGAGAAAGUGCCAACAGUAAGAGAGCUUAAUUUUUCCUCUAAUACUAAAAUAUUUAUUUAAAGUAAUUGGACUGAUAAAAAAAAUCUACUUGCCACUGGCACCUUCUGGCAGAAGGGUUGAGCGGAAGAAGAUGGGAUGAAAGGAAAGGACAGGUGAGGUUUAGAAAAUUGACACAGUUUUGAAAAGUUACCCUGAACCCUGAUUCAGGGGAGACUUACCAGGUCAGAUGAGACAAAAAGAUUGAUUGUUGGCGACUGCAGCAGAAGAGAUUUGAAAACCUGAAAGCUUAAAGAUGGAAGAUAGACAGAGAUUAUUGACAAAGAGUUAAGGAAAGCCGACUGCAUUGUAUGUGAUAGAGGUGGAGGACAGGGGAAAAUAAACAGAUCAGAAAAUAAAAGAAAUAGCAAAACAUACAAGGGAUGAAGAAAGGAAUAGUUACUGAGAAGACCAAAGAAAUUAAUAGAAAUUAAGGCUGGGUGGGUGACAAGAACCAAGAGCAUGUUGUAAUGUGAGUUCCCACCUUUGGAGUUAUGAGAAAUUCAUGUCGGGGGAAGAAUCGGGUUGGCACAUGUGGUGAAACAGGCACUGAGGUCAUGUCUGUCAUGUUGUAGAGCAUACCCUGAAACAAGAUAUUGUGUGUUGGCAGCAUACACCCUCUGUGUAUGUCCAGUCAUCCAAACUGAUAACUUGGUGGCAGUCAUACCAAUGGUAAAUGCUGGACAGUAUUUAUGUAAUAGCUGGUACACAAUGUGUUGCUUCACAGGUGGCUCUUACUUUGAUAGUAUAUAUUUUGCCAGCUAUAGGACUGGUAUUGGUGGUGGCAGGAGGGAGCAUAGGGCAAGUCUUACAGUGAGGGUGGUCUCAGGAAUAGGAACCAUAGGAAAGGGAAAUGGGUACAGAAAGAGCAUUGGUGUGACAAGGAUAUUGCAUAGACUUUUUUUUUUUUGAAGGAGGGGGGGG